Messenger RNA from Thunnus maccoyii (southern bluefin tuna), 5588 nucleotides. It is a transcript of the gene znf609a, whose product is annotated as zinc finger protein 609a. The coding region runs from base 567 to 4562 and encodes 1331 amino acids. Gene Ontology annotation, biological process: regulation of transcription by RNA polymerase II. The transcript is spliced from 10 exons. Lineage: Eukaryota; Metazoa; Chordata; Actinopteri; Scombriformes; Scombridae. Gene Ontology annotation, cellular component: nucleus. The record is from RefSeq and is a predicted model, not a curated record.
UGAUCCAGUGAUCCGGGCUUUGGCUGCAUUGUACCUAACAGCCAUUUAGCCCCACAGAGCUGUUUGUCUGUCUGUUGCUGUCUGUGUGUCUGUGAACAGGGAUAACGCUCAUCUGGGAACUCUGGGAAUAUCACAUCCAGUCAUGGAAUAUCUGGGAUUAGUUUUAUUUGCAUCCACGCCCGAGAAGUGACUCCAAAAUGUCGGUGUUUCCCGCUGUUUUCCAGUUUUCUCCUGGAUGUGACCGUGUGAUGGCUGCGGUCCAGUGAACUGGGAGCACGUUGACUGGUCUGCCCGUUCAAUCCACCAGUUUGGGAGCUUGUCUUAACUGUUAUCACUGGGAUUAUCGGGACCUAUGGAGUGUACAUGAAUACUGGUCGGGUAGGGAUUCCAAACGGGGUACCAGGCAGAGUGUUAACAUCCACCAGGCUGCGGGAGCAGUGAAAGCGGAGGCGAUGUGGGGAGCAGGGAGGAGGCGCGGGGUCCUGCCCUGAGGAGGCGUCCUGCGGCUGGGAGGAGCGCGGCCCUCCUGCGGCCCUCCUGCGGCGCUCCGGGACGCUCCUACUAAGAUGUCCCUCAGCAGCGGCCCUGCAGGCGGGAAAGGUGUGGACUCCAACGCGGUGGACACGUACGACAGUGGCGAUGAGUGGGAUAUCGGUGUUGGCAAUCUGAUCAUCGACCUGGACGCCGACUUGGAGAAGGACAAACUAGAGAUGUCUAGCAGUAAGGAGGGAGGGGGCAUGGCCGCCCCUCCCAGCGCUGUGGCUGCUUUACCUGACAAUAUAAAGUUCGUUAGUCCUGUAGCCGCCGCGCAGGGCAAAGAGAGCAAAUCCAAAUCCAAACGUAGUAAAAACUCUAAGGAGAGCGUUAAGGCCCCGGUCUCAGACGGCGCCAAGAAGGAGGUUCAAGGUCGGGCCCCUGGGGACCCGCCACCCCAGAACCCCAACUCCACCCCGACUAAGGGAACUGACAAGUCUAGUAAACCCUCGCGUACCCUCCCAGCUGUAAAAAAGGACAAGGACGGGGUGUCUGGGAAAACUAAGAAAGAGAAAAUGGAGGUUGUGGUUAACACUGAGAAAGAGUCCGGGGCCCCCAUCCUGCCUUUAGGGGCCCCUCGCAGCAGCCCGUUCGAGGGCCAACAAAACCCUGAGUUAGCUGCAGCCGAGCAGCUCGGAAAUAUGGCACUGGACUCGGCGGGGAUUGGCCAGCCUGUCGCCAUGACAACGGAGCAAGAGGAGGUGGACAACGGUGAAUGCCGAAACCUGAAGAAAGUCGUCGGCGGUGAGAAGAUGGAGUCUCCGGUCUCCACCCCCGCUCCUCCUCCUCUCCACCUUCUCGUUCCCGUCGCCAACAGCGACAUCUCGUCUCCCUGCGAGCAGAUCAUGGUUCGCACGCGCUCAGUAGCGGUGAACACGGCAGACGCAGCGCUCGCCACCGAACCGGAGUGUCUGGGACCCUGCGAGCCGGGAACCAGCGUCAACCUGGAAGGCAUCGUGUGGCAGGAGACCGAAGACGGCAUGCUGGUCGUCAACGUCACCUGGAGGAACAAGACGUACGUUGGAACCCUGCUGGACUGCACGAGACAUGACUGGGCCCCUCCGAGGUUCUGUGAUUCUCCCACCAGCGACGUGGAGAUGCGAAGCGGUCGCGGUCGGGGGAAGAGGAUGCGCCCCAGCAGCAACACGCCGCUGAACGACAACAGCAACUCCUCCGAUAACAAAGGCAGCGGCAGCAGCAAGACGCGCGGCGCCGCUGCAAAUAGCAAAGGACGGCGAGGCAGCCAGACGGCCGGCGGCGUGGAGGACGCCAAGGCCAGCCCGUCCUCCGCCAAGAGGAAGACCAAACCCGCCUCCGAUAUGGAGCCCACCUCCAGCUCUGAGGACACCAAGGCGUCCAAGCGCAUGAGAACCAACUCCACUGGCGCCGCGAAUCAACUUCCUGGAGGUAAAACCGACCCCCUGCCCCCUCCGCAGCUGGACCGGACCUGCCCCUCCCCCGUCCUCAUCGACUGCCCGCACCCCAACUGCAACAAGAAGUACAAGCACAUCAACGGGCUGAAGUACCACCAGGCCCGUUCCCAUAACGACCACGACGUCCGAUUGGACCAGGAUGGAGACAGUGAAUACGGGGAUGACCCUGCCCUCCAUCCUGACCCUGCCUCCUGCAACGGCGCCGCCAUCUCCCCUGCCCGCUCCACUACACCUAAAGGGCGGGGCUUCGACGCCCCGUCCCCCUCGUCGGGGAAGCUGGCGUCAAAGCAGGGGAAGAAGAAAGCUGGGGAGGCGGAGCCGGAGGUGACGGACGGCGGCGAGGAGGGGGCUUGUUUGACAGACGAGGCCAGCAACGACGGGAUGGACGACAGAAAGGCAAAGAAGAUGGCGGCCGGCGGCAAACCUGAUAAACUGACCCAGAAAGGCGUGAAGCCGGCCCGCCCCGUCGCCCCCGCCGCCCCCAGCGCCCCGUCACCCUACGCCCUGCAGGCGUCCUCCCCUGCUCUGGGCUCAGUGGUUCAGUCCGUCCCCAAGAGCCCCCAGCUGAAGAACAUCCAACCGAAACCCCCUCCGCUGGCCGACCCCGCCUCCAGCCCCGCCCUCGCCAAGGACAAGAAGAAGAAGGACAAGAAGAAGAGGGAGGGCGGGAAGGAGGGGGACAGUCCAAAGGCGAUGGGUAAGGGGGGGAGACCAGAGGAAGGGAAGAGCCCGUACUCGGAGGCGUCGGACGCUUUACUCAACGGCUCCACAGAAGCUCAUCAGAGCCGGCUGGCGAGCAUCAAGGCCGAGGCCGACAAGGUGUACAGCUUCUCCGAUAACGCGCCGAGCCCGUCCAUCGGCGUGGCCAGCAGGAUGGAGGCCGGCCUCGCUCCCCCGCUCCACCUCAACCAGAACGGAGCCGACAACGCGUCCGUCAAAACCAGCAGCCCCGCCUACUCCGACAUCUCCGACGCGGGCGAGGACGGAGAGGGGAAGGCGGAGGGCGUGAAGGUGAAGCCGGACCCUGACCAGGGUCCCCGCGAAGGGGCCAAGAAGGCGUUGUUUCCCCCUCAGGCUCCCAGUAAGGAAUCUCCGUACUACUCCAACUAUGACUCCUACUACUCCCCCAGCUACCCCAACCCCAGCCCGGGAGCCGCACCCGCAGCGCAGCCUCACGUGGAGGGAGCGCAGGUGAAGGUGAAGAAGGAGGAGGAGCCGGAGGUGGGGGAGGAGAUCAAACUGAAGGUGGAGCCUCAGGAGGAGAGGAAGGCGGAGCCCGGGCCUCAGCAGCCGUCGGUCAUCCAGCAGCGCUCCAACAUGUACACGCAGCCUCUGUACUACAACCAGUACUACGUCCCGCCCUACUCCUACUCACCUGACCAGGCCUACCACGCCCACCUGCUGGCCUCUAAUCCCGCCUACCGCCAGCAGUACGAGGAGCGGCAGCGGCAGGCCGACAAGAAGGCCGAAGGCAAAGAGCGGGAAGCUUGCGGGAAGGAGGAGUGGAAGCAGAAAGCCUCGGUGCCCCCCACCCUGUCCAGAGCCCCCAGCCUCACCGACCUGGCCGCUAAGGGGGGGCUAAACCCAGCCAAGCCCAAAGAGCCCCUGUCGGCUUCAGAGCAGGCCAAGUCUGUCAUCAUGGCGAAGGGAGAAGACCCCAAAACCCCCGCGGCCCAACCGGAGGGUCUGAAGAUGAAGCUGAGUGAAGCAGGACAUCAUGUGAAAGAGGAGCCCAAAGCGGGGGUGGAGUCAGGCCGGCCGUCAGGAGUAGAACCCGCCAUGUGGUACAGACAGGAGCCGGACUCGCGCCUGUGGCCCUACGUUUACCCCAACAAAUACUCAGAAGCCCCGAAACCCCAGGAGGAGGACAGGUGGAAGGAGGACAGGGAGAGAGAGCGCGACAGGAAGGGGAAGGAGGAGAGGCCGCGGCUGAAGGAGGGUCUCCAGAAAGAGGAGGCGAAGGAGGGAGCGGAGGGCAGGACGCAGCUGCCUCCUGAGGAGCACCGAGGGGGAGGGAAGGAGGCGCGGCCCCCCCACAUGCAGUUCUCCUCCCCGCUGGCCCAGCACCAGGGCUACAUGCCCUACAUGCACGGACCGUAUGCCUACAGUCAGGGCUACGAGCCCAGCCACCCCGGCUACAGAGGCAUGCCCUCCGUCAUGAUGCAGAACUACCCCGGCUCGUACCUGCAGGCCGGUUACUCCUUCCCCUCGUACGGAGGAAAGGUGGCGGCGGGCGAAGAGGGGGAGAAACCCUCCAGGUCCAGUCCGACGGUGAAGCCGCCCGGCGAGGCCAAAGCUCUGGACCUACUGCAGCAGCACGCCAGCCAGUACAAGAGCAAAUCCCCGUCCAUCCAAGACAACAAGACCCCGCACGAGCGGGAGAGAGACAGAGAGAGAGAGCGAGACCGGGAGAGAGAAGGCGACCGGCCGCGAUCCUCGCCGUCCCAACGCAUCCUGCCUUCCCAUCAUCACCUGGGAUACCCGCUGCUGUCGGGACAGUACGACCUGUCCUACGCCUCAGGUCUCUCCUCCUCAGCCAUCGUCGCCAGUCAGCAAGCGUCCGCCCCGUCCAUGUACCCCCCCGCACGGAGGUGAGAACGGCACACGUGAUUGGCUGACCUCCACCUGCCCGGAGUCAUGUGACUGGAUCACAUGAGGAAGCAUUUCUGUUUCGACAUCAGUUCAAUGGUGUUUGUGUACGUUUGAUUACUCUGCCUGGACGUCCAGCUAGCCGGCCGGCCGCUCCGCCCUCCUCGCCGGACCGCUGAGACUUCAGGAGGAUAGGAGGUCCUGCCGGUCCCGCUGGUUCUACUGGUUCUACUGGUUCUACUGGUUCCGGGUGGUACCGGCGGCGUUCGGCGGGCGGUUUUGGCUCACAGACUGAGGACAGAGUGGACUCGGCGGGUGGAGGCGCAGUGAGAUGCUCCUGGUGGUUGAAGCUGCUCUGUUGUUGUUGUUGAUGUUGUUGUUGUUGUGUUGGAGACGGGGGGGCAGAGCAGGGGGUGGGGUCGGACAGUUCGGGGCGUCGGGGGUGAGGGGGCGUUCACAGUCACGUUCUGCUGUGGCUGAAGAAGGACGGGACGGUCACUUCCUGUCUCUCUGAGCCACGCACUCAGUUGUUUUUGUUUUUUUUUAAUGGCACGUCCCGAUAUUUUUUUUUUCGUUUCAUCCUCACAUUACGGCGACGCCCUCUGCCCCCCCCCCCCCCAGACUAUAUCUGCGGUGACCUCUGACCUCUCUGAGAAGCGGCGACAGCAGCGCAGCACCCGGACGUCGUCACACCUUCACCUGGAAAUUAAAAAAAAAACAAACACUGUGGACGGAGGAGGACGGACCAAUCAGAGGGCAGCGUUAGGACUGAUGCUGCAUCCUCAGACUGACAGACUGGCUCCUCCUCCUCAGUGUGUAGCUGUACUGUACUCUGUGUAUGUAUGUAUGUGUGUGUGUGUGCGUGUGUGUGUGUGUGUGUGUGCGUGUGUGUAAAUACUGUACAGAGGAAUUAUUUUAAAGAGCCUGUUGGAUGCUGUUGGAUUUCCUACUCUUCUUUUUGUCUGGUAGCCUCUGCCUCUGUUUUUCUACUGUUGUUGAUCUGAUAUUAAACCUGUAGCUGGUGGAAACGGC